AUGUCCGGCCCAACCAACAACUUCCUCACCCUCAUCCCCACCGCUCAUCGCGUCCAUAUCGUCUCUCCCUUCACUUCUUCCGUCGAUAGUAUCGACAGCGACGAAUCACUAGUUCCUGCUCUCCAGAAGACCCGACGAUCUAGCUCCAGUGUCUCUGCAGAAUCCAACUCCGCCGCCGAGGAACCCGCUUUGCCAUCCGACAUUGUCGAGUCUCCUGUUGAGGCAGUCAAGAGCCCACAGACCGAGCAAGUUGUCACCCACCGGUUUCUGAAAUUGGGUAACUAG
Messenger RNA from Cladophialophora psammophila CBS 110553, 285 nucleotides. RefSeq lists its product as uncharacterized. Bases 1 to 285 code for a protein of 94 amino acids. The record is from RefSeq and is a predicted model, not a curated record. The transcript has a single exon. Lineage: Eukaryota; Fungi; Ascomycota; Eurotiomycetes; Chaetothyriales; Herpotrichiellaceae.